Molecule: messenger RNA, 1269 nt
Organism: Letharia columbiana
Lineage: Eukaryota; Fungi; Ascomycota; Lecanoromycetes; Lecanorales; Parmeliaceae
Exons: 2
Coding region: 1-1269 (422 amino acids)
Biological process (GO): arsenite transport; antimonite transmembrane transport
Cellular component (GO): plasma membrane
Molecular function (GO): antimonite transmembrane transporter activity; antiporter activity; arsenite transmembrane transporter activity
Source: RefSeq, a predicted model, not a curated record
AUGGAAAACACCACCACAACCAGCACCACCCACCCCAUCCCCAUCCUCCCCACCGCCGACCCCGACCUCCCCCCCUCAGACCUCGAAAAACAACCCCCCCAACCACCAGCGCCCACCGCGCCCAAACUCUCCGCCUUCCGCUCCCUCGGCCUCCUCGACCGCUUCCUCGCCCUCUGGAUCCUCCUCGCCAUGACCACCGGCAUCCUCCUCGGCACCUUCGUCCCCAGCACGGGCCCCGCCCUGCAAAAGGGCAGCUUCGCCGGCGUCUCCCUCCCCAUCGCCCUCGGCCUCCUCGCCAUGAUGUACCCCAUCCUGUGCAAAGUGCGCUUCGAAUCCCUCCACCUCGCCUUCGCCGACAGGUCCAUCUGGACCCAGAUCGGCGUGUCCGUCCUCCUGAACUGGAUCCUCGCCCCCUUCCUCAUGCUCGCGCUCGCGUGGGCGUUCCUGCCCGACAAGCAGGGGCUGCGGCAGGGGCUGGUGCUCGUGGGGCUCGCGCGCUGCAUCGCCAUGGUGCUCGUCUGGACGGGUCUCGCGGGCGGCGACACCGAGUUCUGCGCCCUGCUCGUGGCGCUCAAUUCCCUGCUGCAGAUGGUGCUGUAUGCGCCGCUGGCCGUGCUGUUCGUCGACGUCGUCGGCGGGGCGGGCGAGGCGAAGAAGGUGUCGUACGCGACGGUCGCGACGAGCGUGGCCGUCUUCCUGGGCAUCCCGCUCGGCGCGGCCGUCGUGACGAGGUUGGCGCUCCGGAGGCGAGCCAGCCCGGACUGGUUCGAUGGGACGUUUUUGAAGUAUCUGAACCCGUGGUCCCUGAUCGGUCUCCUCUUUACGAUUCUCGUGCUCUUCGCGUCCCAGGGCCACCGCGUCGUGCACCAGAUCGUCUCCGUGGUCCGCGUCGCCGCGCCCCUGGUGGUGUAUUUCGGCGUCGUGUUCUUCUUCACGCUGCUCCUGAUGCACCGGCUGGGUUUCGGGUACAGGGUGUCGGCGACGCAGAGUUUCACGGCCGCGAGCAACAAUUUCGAACUGGCGAUUGCGGUGGCGGUGGCGACGUUUGGGGCCGAUAGCGACCAGGCGCUCGCGAGUACGGUGGGGCCGUUGAUCGAGGUGCCGGUGCUUUUGGGGCUCGUCGCCGCACAAGAGUAUAAGAGGAAACACCUUCGCCUAAAACGGGAGACUUCAGGAAUUAUGCCACAGCAGCUGACACGGUAUCCGGGUCAUGGAUCGAAACAUCAUGUGGUGCGAAUUCCGUCGCAGUUCUCACUUCCCGACUCUUAA